Molecule: messenger RNA, 2422 nt
Organism: Poecile atricapillus (Black-capped chickadee)
Lineage: Eukaryota; Metazoa; Chordata; Aves; Passeriformes; Paridae
Gene: GOSR1
Product: golgi SNAP receptor complex member 1
Exons: 9
Coding region: 27-773 (248 amino acids)
Biological process (GO): vesicle fusion; endoplasmic reticulum to Golgi vesicle-mediated transport
Cellular component (GO): Golgi membrane; SNARE complex; cis-Golgi network
Molecular function (GO): SNAP receptor activity
Source: RefSeq, a predicted model, not a curated record
CUCCGCGCUGACGUUGGACAACAAAGAUGGCGGCGGGGAGCAGCAACUACUGGGAAGAUCUCAGGAAGCAGGCGAGGCAGCUGGAGAACGAGCUGGACCUGAAGCUGGUCUCCUUCAGCAAGCUCUGCACCAGCUACAGCAGCACCCGAGACGGAAGACGCGACAGGUAUAGCUCUGACACAACUCCUCUAUUAAAUGGAUCAAACCAGGACAGAAUGUUUGAGACCAUGGCUGUGGAGAUUGAGCAACUUCUGGGAAAGCUGACUGGGAUAAAUGACAAGAUGGCAGAGUACACCAACAGUGCGGGCGUGCCGUCACUGAAUGCAGCGCUGAUGCACACACUGCAGCGCCACAGGGACAUCCUGCAGGAUUACACGCACGAAUUCCACAAAACUAAAGCAAACUUCUUGGCAAUACGAGAAAGGGAGAAUCUGUUGGGAUCAGUACGGAAAGAUAUUGAGUCGUAUAAAAGUGGGUCUGGUGUGAACAACAGAAGAACAGAGCUGUUCCUGAAGGAGCACGAACACCUUCGGAACUCAGAUCGACUGAUAGAAGAAACAAUAAGCAUUGCCAUGGCAACAAAAGAAAAUAUGACUUCGCAGAGAGGGAUGUUGAAGUCAAUACAAAGCAAGAUGAAUACCUUGGCAAACCGUUUUCCAGCAGUGAACAGCCUGAUCCAAAGGAUCAACCUCCGGAAGCGACGGGAUUCCCUCAUUUUGGGCGGCGUGAUCGGCAUCUGCACCAUCCUGCUGCUCUUGUAUGCUUUCCAUUGAUGGAUGUUUCACCCCCUGGACUCUGCUAAAACUCAUCACCACCUUCCCUCCUCCCAGCCAAGGAAAAGUGAGUGGGGGAAGCGUCAGACUUCCACAGCCUGCUUGUGGCUGGGGCUGUCAGCAUGAUGUCUGGAGCUUCUGAUGGUAGACUGUGACACUGGGCUUGGGCUGAAGCUGCAGUGUUUCUCCUCCCCUGCUGUUCACCUUCCUUUGGGUUAAAUUUGGUGGGAUUUGUUUGUCUUUAAUUCCCUUUCUCACUGCAAAGUAAGUGCCCAUGGGAUGCUUAACCGGAACUGGGGGAACAGUUCAGUGCUCAGCAGUGCUGGGGAGGUUUGGUGCUGGCUGGGGAGUGGGAAGGGAUUAAAUUUGCCUUGGGUGGAAGCUCAGCAGGAAGACUUUUCCUUCUAAUCCCAGCCCAGUACUGAAUUUCACCCUGAGAGAUGAAUAUUGCAGCUUUAAGGCUUCAGGUUGCUUCAUUACUAAAUACAUGUUCUGUCAUUCUUUUUAACUCCUUUUAACUUGAAAUUCUAGUUAUUUCUGCAUAAUUUGUGCUGUGAAAACUGUGCUUCACACAAAUUUUUCAAAGUUAACAAUAAAAAUAAAGGGGGGUUUCUGUUCACUUUUUGCACAGAAUACAAAUAAAGUACCCUCUGAGGGAGAUCAUAAGAUUUCUUGUGGCUUUAAAGGGACUGACCAAGUCUCCCUGUGUAAAAAGGGAACACAGUAUCCCAGCAGCUGUUUACUCAAGUGUUCAGUCAUCUGAAAAGUGACCAAACAUGAGUUCACCUGAAGUAAUCUUUUGGGUGCCAAUACUUUGAUUUUGGCUGGCAUCAUAAAGAUCUUUAUAAAGACACAAUAAGCUGUUUACAAAGCCUAUACUGUAAUUUAGAUGAAGUUCCUCUGAUAGUGUAGUAAGAAGGAUAUUAUCUAAAUGGUUGAUUGGGAAUGAAAAUGAUGGUUAUAGCUGAGGCAGAGGUGUCUGUGAGCAAAGGUUUUGGACAUAACUCCUCCUAGCAAAGAGCUGAAUGUAUGAAUGAAACAAGUGGUUUUUUUACCAUUACCUGGGGGGUAAAACACUUUCUUUUUGGUCUGGACAGGCAAAAAGAAUCCUGUUGUUUGUCUGUAAACAAAGCUGACAUCUGCAGUGGCUUUGAUACUUCAGCUUCCCAGAUUACAGAUUUUUCUGCUCUUUCAACAGCACUUUUCCAUCUGUCAUAUCAUAACCCAAUAAAUUCAAGCCUUGGCACUGAAAUACCUUUCUAAGAACUUGAUUAACUCUCUUCACAAUCCACUUACAGUGCUCCUAGCAGAUUCUGUGUAUUCCGUCACCCACAAAUAUCACAGUCCCCAGGUUCUCCUCUGGAGCAGAGUCCAGUGGGACACACACAAUUUUUUACUCUGUUUUAUAGUGUUUUAUAGUCCUCUGUGAAUUGGAGGGAAUAGAGACUUGUGUAGUGUGCAAACCCACACUGUUACACCCAAAAUGUCUGGAUUUAAAGGCUUCUUUGAAGACUUAAUAACCCUGUACUAAAAAAGUCAACAAGGGCUUCUAAUCAGCCAUCCUGCCUUUGGGAUUUGGAAGCAUUUGGAAUUAAUACGUGUAAAACUGUGGGGCUUGUAUUUGAAAUAAAGGGUGAUUAUUUGCUUGA